AUGGAAAUAAAAGAAGAAACUAGUGUAGAUUAUUAUCGUAAAUUAUUAAAUAGUGCAAAAAUCUUUUUAACAGAAGUUGAUGGAAUAAGUUCGACAAAUCGAAGUGAAAGAGUAUCAGUUAGUCAAAGUCGAUCAGAAUCUGAUCAAUCAUCAUCAAUUGAUUCGGAAGAUAUUGAUAAACAAUUAAUAUCAACUCGUCAACGAUGUCAUCAACGUCUUUUAACUUGUUCAAGAAAAAAACUUCGUCUUUUAGCACUUCAACAACAAAAUGAUAAACGACACUUAGGAUUUAAAAAAUUUGUUGAUAAUCUUGAUGAAAAACGAUCUGCAAAUAUUCGUCGAUAUCAAAUUGAAUUACGAGAUUAUCUUUUAAAAAGACUUGAAGCUGAUCGACUUCGACAAGAUCUUCAUUUACUUAAUAUAAAAAUUGAUCAAUUAAAACAAGAAAAACAAUCUUAUUCCAAUGUAAUUGAUAUUGUUCAAAAAGCGAUUCCAUUAUUUCCACCAGGUUUAUUACAAGGAGGUUCAGAUGGUAUUAAAAGUCUUAUAUUAAGAUAUCAAACAUUAGUUGAAACAAAAUAUUAUUUUGAACAAAGAGAUUUUUCUAAAGAGAAACAAGAACGACGACAAGACUUACUAAAAUUAAUUCUUGAACAUAAUACACGAAUAGCCAAAUUAAGUACACGUCUUGCAAAAUUACAUGAUCAAUUAAAUGAUUUACAAAAAAAUGAAUCUAUUAAAGAAGAACAACUCAUUUAUAAUAUUGAUUCAAAAAAAUCAACGACAACAAUUGUUAGUCAACUUGAAUCAUCUAUUAAUUAUCUUUAUGAUCGUUAUCGUCUUAUUCAUCAAAUAAAAACAACUACAACAGAUCAAACAUCAGCACAAAAAUUAUCAACUAUUCAAGAGUUUAUAUUAUAUAGAAUUGAUCUUGUACAAAGAGCAAAACAUUAA
This is a messenger RNA of Rotaria sp. Silwood1, 954 nucleotides long. Lineage: Eukaryota; Metazoa; Rotifera; Eurotatoria; Philodinida; Philodinidae. The record is from the annotation of a GenBank genome assembly.